AUGGACCUGUCCGACAUUCCUUUUAAUGUGCCAGUGAUCAUACAAUCUGUCUACACUCAGAAAAAUCUGCAGAAUACCAUUGGUUCAAAGAAAGCUCGCUGCCUGACGAACAAUCGUGAUACCUUUGAGCACGUCAUUCUGCAUCAUGUCCGCGACGAUGAGGUCGCCAUCCAGUCUCAACACAACGGCCGCUUCCUUCAUGUGCGCACGUCCGGCGAAUGUGUGUUCGGUCCUUCUGAUUCGUGGGACUGGGAGCUCUUUACCAUUGAGAUAAACUCGGAGUGUUCUCUUUUCUUUGUGUCGUGCCACACGGGAAAAGUCCUGCAAUGUGCAGGUCAAGGUGUUGUCCAGUGUGCAAACAAGCAUCGUGAUCGUUGGGAAGCUUGGAGGAUCAUAGGGCCCAGCAUCAAUGCUACCAUGAACCAGACGCAGCGUGUAUUGGAUUCACGCUAUUGCCUAGCAAAUACAGAUCGCCAGAACUUUGUGAUGGAUUUAGUAAAGCAUGGCAAAACACCGGAUGAGAUCGAGCAGAUUGUGACAAGACUGUUUGACGGUCCGGCCGCCAGAACUUCGACACCGGCAGUAUACGCUUUAGGCGCAACAGAGUAG
Molecule: messenger RNA, 609 nt
Organism: Peronospora matthiolae
Lineage: Eukaryota; Oomycota; Peronosporomycetes; Peronosporales; Peronosporaceae
Source: the annotation of a GenBank genome assembly